GAUUAAACACCAAAGGAACAAAAAGAAGUCUUCUGUCGUGUAACGUCCCGUCGUCAUGUCUACCUCCAUCUCCGGUGGUCAUGUCGAUGUGCAAAACACCUACCUGCCGCCCUACUCUGUCCAAGUCGCGCGUCAUCAGACCUCCGUGACCACACUAGGCACCUCGACUUGGGUUCCCAAGAGUCACGUCACCGCCUGGCAGCCGUCGGGUCGAUGGCACUCUGCGCCCUUGGGUGUCUCUAGUGCUCCCCCACUCCGCAUGAAGCUCUGGCUGGGCUCGCCGACCUCCCAUGUCGUCAUAGGAGGUGACUGAGUCCCCAGUCUCCAUCAUCUGCAAGCGAGCCACGGGAUAAACUCAGCGGCCGGCCAUGGGUGGAGUGGUGGACUGUCUGCAGCCCUCACCGCACCGCUGGUAAACCGUUGUCUGACCUCGG
Messenger RNA from Gaeumannomyces tritici R3-111a-1, 434 nucleotides. RefSeq lists its product as hypothetical. Bases 56 to 313 code for a protein of 85 amino acids. NCBI's taxonomy places the organism in Eukaryota, Fungi, Ascomycota, Sordariomycetes, Magnaporthales, Magnaporthaceae. The transcript has a single exon. The record is from RefSeq and is a predicted model, not a curated record.